Messenger RNA from Dicentrarchus labrax (European seabass), 8208 nucleotides. It is a transcript of the gene scn1laa, whose product is annotated as sodium channel, voltage-gated, type I-like, alpha. The coding region runs from base 241 to 6198 and encodes 1985 amino acids. Lineage: Eukaryota; Metazoa; Chordata; Actinopteri; Moronidae. Gene Ontology annotation, cellular component: plasma membrane; axon; voltage-gated sodium channel complex. Gene Ontology annotation, molecular function: voltage-gated sodium channel activity. The record is from RefSeq and is a predicted model, not a curated record. Gene Ontology annotation, biological process: neuronal action potential; membrane depolarization during action potential; sodium ion transmembrane transport. The transcript is spliced from 27 exons.
CUCUCUCUCUCUCUCUCUCUCUCUCAGGGCUCUCCUGUCCAAACCGUGGAAAAUACCAGUUCUGCUCUCCGGAGAAGCGUCAAACAACCUAAACUGACGGACAGGUUUUUAUUUUAUACAUUUUAUACACACUGAAGCUCUUCCACGCCGGCUUUAUUGUUAACCUGUCGAGGAUGGGAAACUAAUGGCCUUUCCCAUGUUGGAGGCUAGCUGUUCACUCUGAAGGUGCAGGAUGAAAAGAUGGCACAGCUGCUUGUACCACCAGGUCCAGACAGCUUCCGCCCCUUUACUUGUGAGUCCCUCACAGCCAUUGAGAUACGGAUCUCUGAGGAGAACGCCAAGAAACCCAAGGGAGAGAAGAGAAAACGCAACGAUGAGAAUCAGCUCAAGCCCAGCCGUGACCUGGAGGCAGGCAAAUCACUCCCUCUUCUGUAUGGGGACGUUCCUAAAGGCUUGGUGUCGACACCGCUGGAGGACCUGGAUCCCUACUACUGUAAUCAGAAAACUUUCAUAGUAUUAAACAGAGGAAAUUUCAUCUACCGCUUCAACGCCACUCCUGCCUUGUACAUCCUGAGCCCCUUCAACCUUCUCAGAAGAAUAUCAAUUAUGAUUUUGGUACACUCGUUGUUCAGUGUGGUGAUCAUGUGCACUAUCAUCACCAACUGUGCAUUUAUGACAAUGCACCGACCACCUGAUUGGGCAAAGAAUGUAGAGUACACAUUUACGGCCAUCUAUACGUUUGAAUCCCUUGUUAAAAUUUUAGCGCGUGGGUUCUGCAUAGGAAAGUUCACAUUUCUAAGAGACCCCUGGAACUGGCUGGAUUUCAGUGUCAUUGUCAUGGCGUAUGUAACAGAGUUUGUAAACCUAGGCAAUUUUUCAGCUCUUCGCACAUUCCGAGUGCUGAGAGCUUUUAAAGCUAUUUCAGUUAUCCCAGGCCUGAAAACCAUUGUUGGGGCAUUGUUCCAGUCAGUGAAGAAGCUUGCCGAUGUGAUGAUCCUCACCGUCUUUUGUUUGAGCGUCUUCGCCCUCAUAGGAUUACAACUGUUUAUGGGCCAUCUAAGGCAAAAGUGUGUGUGGGUGCCAAAAAAUGAGACCUCCAUGAAUGGGACAGAUAACAAGUCAAACCUUUCCUUGUGGGAUGAGGGGUACUUGCUCAACGAAGCCAACUAUUAUUACCUUCCAGACAAACGAGACCCAUUGCUUUGUGGAAACGGCAGUGCAGCUGGGCAGUGUCCAGAGGGGUUCAUAUGCCUCAGAGUGGGAAGAAACCCAGACUACAAUUACACCAGCUUUGACUCUUUUGGUUGGGCCUUCCUCUCUCUGUUUAGACUGAUGACGCAGGAUUACUGGGAAAAGCUUUACCAGCAGACGCUGCGGGUUUCAGGAAAGCCGUACAUGAUCUUUUUUGUGUUGGUGAUAUUCCUUGGUUCCUUCUACCUGAUCAACCUGAUCUUGGCUGUAGUAGCUAUGGCCUACGAGGAGCAGAGCCAGGCCACCAUAAAGGAGGCACAGGAGAAGGAGGAGGAGUUUCAGGCCAUGCUUGAGCAGCUGAAACGGCAGCAAGAAGACGCUCAGGCAGCAGCAGCUGCAGCUGGUGUUGAGUGCGGGGAGGUCAGUGAUAAAGCCGGAGGCACUGAGAGCUCCUCUGACGCCUCCAAGCUCAGCUCCAAAAGUGCCAAAGAGAGACGCAACAGGCGAAGAAAAAGAAAGGAGGAGGAGGGCAAAGGGGCUGAUGACAAGUUUCCUAGAUCUGAAUCACAGGACAGUUUGAAGAAAGCUCGCUGCCGCUUCUCUGUGGGUGCAAACCUGCUCAACUAUGACAUGAAAUGUUCAUCCGCACAUCAGUCCUUCCUGAGUUUUCGUGGACCCCUGUUCUCACCCAGACGGAACAGCAGGACCAGCGUUUUCAGUUUCCGAAGCCAAGCACAGGACUUUGGCUCCGAAAAUGAGUUUGCUGAUGAUGAGAACAGCAUUUUUGGGGACAACCUGAGUCGGAGGGGCUCUUUGUUUCUCCCCAGGAGUUGUGAUCGCCGCCGCAGCACUAUGAGCCAAAGCAGCUUCUUGUCACAUUGCCUACUUCCACCCAAUGGGAUCAAGCACAGCUCUGUAGACUGCAAUGGGGUUGUGUCUCUGGUGGGUGGGAGUUCACUCCCAUCGUCACCUGUGGGGCUUUUUCUGCCUAAAUUGAUGGUAGAUAUGGCCUUCACUGGAGAUAAUGCUGACACCACUGACACAGAGUACAAACAGGCCGGUGGAGGAACACACCAGGUGUGUAUGGACUAUCUCGAUGGCCCAGAGACCAGACAGAGAGCUCAUAGUAUAGCUAGUGUCAUAACCAGCACAAUGGAGGAGCUUGAGGAGUCGAGGCAGAAGUGUCCUACUUGCUGGUACAAUUUUGCCCACACCUUCCUCAUCUGGGAAUGUAGUCCAGCAUGGCUGAAGAUCAAGAAAGUGGUUCACCUAAUUGUGAUGGAUCCAUUUGCAGACUUAACCAUCACCAUCUGCAUUGUAUUCAACACAUUGUUUAUGGCCAUGGAACAUCACCCAAUGACCGACACUUUCUCCAAAGUGCUCUCUGCAGGCAAUGUGGUCUUCACCUGCAUCUUCACGGCUGAAAUGGUCCUCAAGAUCAUUGCUUUGGACCCAUACUAUUACUUUCAGAAGGGAUGGAAUAUUUUUGAUGGAAUCAUUGUCAGUUUAAGCUUGAUAGAGCUUUGUAUGUCAACAGGGGGUGGCAUGACUGUUCUGAGAUCAUUCAGAUUGCUUAGAGUAUUCAAGUUGGCUAAAUCGUGGCCCACUCUUAACACACUGAUCAAAAUAAUUGGUAACUCAGUGGGGGCUUUGGGCAACUUGACGCUGGUGCUGGCCAUCAUCGUGUUCAUCUUUGCUGUGGUGGGCAUGCAACUGUUUGGAAAAAGCUACAAGGACUGUGUGUGUAAAAUCUCUACCGACUGCACUCUACCCCGUUGGCACAUGAAUGACUUCGUCCAUUCAUUCCUCAUUGUGUUCCGAGUGCUUUGUGGAGAAUGGAUAGAGACCAUGUGGGACUGUAUGGAGGUGGCUGGGAUGUCCAUGUGCAUCAUUGUCUACAUGAUGGUCAUGGUUAUUGGAAACCUUGUGGUGCUGAACCUGUUCCUGGCCCUGCUGCUGAGUUCAUUCAGUGCUGACAACCUGGCAGCAACGGAAGAUGACGACACAAACAAUUUGCAGAUUGCCAUUGGACGGAUUCACAGAGGCAUUGCCUUUGCCAAGUCCAUGCUUAGAAGCAGCUGCAACAGUGCCUGUCUCAGGGAUAAGAAGAAAGGGAAGGGUGAGGACAAAUCUUUGGAGGAGCUCCACAAACCUUUAGGGCCCAAUGGUGUCCCCAACCACACCAUCAAAGACUUUUCAAAGAAUGGGGAUGUGACCGGAGUGGACAAAAAUGGAGACAAGUACAUAGUCAACAGUAGAAGUGAUGAUUCUAUAAUGUCUUUCAUCAACAAUCCUAGUCUGACUGUCACUGUUCCUAUUGCUGUGGGAGAGUCUGACUUUGAAAAUCUCAACACAGAGGACUUCAGCAGUGCCUCGUCUGAUGUGAUUAUAGAGGACGAUGGCCAGUUCAGCUCCUCUGAGGGCAGCACAGUGGACGGUCUUCCAGGUGGGGAGGGAGAAGGGUCAGUAGACAUUGAACUGGAAGAAUCUAUGGAACCUGACGCCUGCUUUCCUGAUGUUUGUGUGCAAAAAUUCGAGUGCUGUCAAGUAAAUGUGGAUGUGGGCCGGUGGAAAAUGUGGUGGACACUCAGAAAGACCUGUUACCGGAUAGUGGAGCACAACUGGUUUGAGAGCUUCAUCAUCUUCAUUAUCUUGCUUAGCAGUGGGGCAUUGGCAUUUGAAGACGUCUACAUUGAGAAGAGGAAGACCAUUAAAGUAAUGUUGGAGUUUGCGGACAAAAUCUUUACCUACAUCUUCAUUCUAGAGAUGUUGUUGAAGUGGGUGGCGUAUGGAUUUGCCAAGUACUUCACCAAUGCCUGGUGCUGGCUGGACUUCCUCAUUGUUGAUGUCUCGCUGGUCAGUAUGGCAGCCAAUGCCAUGGGAUAUUCUGAACUCGGUCCCAUAAAGUCUCUGAGAACCCUGCGAGCUUUGAGGCCCCUGAGAGCCCUGUCACGGUUUGAAGGCAUGAGGGUGGUUGUUAAUGCCUUACUGGGAGCCAUUCCUUCCAUCUUCAAUGUGCUGCUGGUGUGUCUCAUCUUCUGGCUCAUCUUCAGCAUCAUGGGAGUCAAUUUAUUUGCGGGGAAGUUCUACGUUUGUGUCAACACAACCACAGAUAAGCCUUUCCUUCCAUCAGAGGUGGAAAACAAAGAUGCCUGUUCAAGCUUGGGUAAUUUGUCUCGCUGGAAGAACCCCAAAAUCAACUUUGACAAUGUUGCCAUGGGUUACCUUGCACUGCUACAAGUAGCUACAUUCAAGGGCUGGAUGGAUAUCAUGUAUUCUGCUGUGGACUCUCCAAACAAGCAAGACUUACAACCAGAGUAUGAGAUCAACCUGAAGAUGUACACGUAUUUUGUUGUUUUCAUCAUAUUUGGAGCAUUCUUCACACUCAACCUCUUUAUUGGUGUCAUCAUAGACAAUUUCAAUCAGCAAAAGAAAAAGAUAAGAGGUCAAGACAUAUUCAUGACUGAAGAACAGAAGAAAUACUACAAUGCAAUGAAAAAGUUGGGGUCAAAGAAACCACAAAAACCUAUUCCUAGACCAUCAAACAAAAUUCAAGGAUACAUCUUUGACUUCACCACAAAACAAGCGUUCGAUAUUGUAAUAAUGGUUCUAAUAUCGCUUAAUAUGGUAGCCAUGAUGGUGGAAACUGCUGACCAGUCAAAGGAAAUGGUAGCCAUUCUCGGGAAUAUUAAUAAAGUAUUCAUUGUCAUCUUCAGCGGAGAGUGUUUGUUGAAGAUGAUCUCGCUUCGCCAUUACUUUUUCACAAAUGGUUGGAAUAUAUUUGAUUUCAUCGUGGUCAUCCUGUCAAUCAUUGGUAUGUUUCUCUCAGAGUUGAUAGAGAAGUAUUUCGUUUCGCCAACCUUGUUCAGAGUCAUCCGACUGGCUCGGAUAGGCCGAGUCCUUCGCCUUAUUAAAAGUGCCAAAGGAAUUCGCACACUCUUGUUUGCCUUGAUGAUGUCACUUCCUGCCUUGUUCAAUAUUGGUCUCUUGCUCUUCUUGGUGAUGUUUAUUUAUGCCAUCUUUGGCAUGUCAAACUUUGCCUAUGUCAAGAGGGAAUCAGGCAUUGAUGACCUUUUCAAUUUUGAGACAUUUGGCAACAGCAUGAUCUGUUUGUUCCAGAUCACCACCUCAGCUGGGUGGGAUGGCCUACUAGCUCCCAUUCUCAACAGAAAUACAGAUGAUUGCGACAAUAAAAUGGAGCAUCCUGGCAGUUUGGUUCGGGGAGACUGUGGAAAUCCCCCUGUGGGAAUCGCCUUCUUUGUGAGCUACAUCAUCAUAUGUUUCCUGAUUGUGGUGAAUAUGUACAUUGCAGUUAUCCUGGAAAACUUCGGUGUGGCCACUGAGGAGAGUGCGGACCCACUAAGUGAGGAUGACUUUGAAAUGUUUUAUGAGGUCUGGGAAAGGUUUGAUCCUCAUGCAUCACAGUUCAUGGAGUACAAUAAGCUGUCGGACUUUGCAGAUGCUCUGGACCCACCGUUAUGCAUAGCCAAGCCUAACAAGCUUGAACUGAUCUCCAUGGAUCUACCCAUGGUGAGUGGUGAACGCAUUCACUGCCUGGACAUCCUGUUUGCAUUCACAAAACGUGUUCUGGGUGAGGGUGGGGAGAUGGACAUCCUAAGGGCGCAGAUGGAGGAGCGCUUCAUGGCCUCCAAUCCUUCCAAAGUGUCCUACGAACCCAUCACUACCACCCUCCGCCGCAAACAGGAGGACACGUCAGCCAUUGUCAUCCAGAGAGCAUUCAAACAAUAUGCAAGGAAACAUGCUGCCAGUAAGCCCUCUGCCACAUCCAGUGAUAACAUUCAAAAGGAUGAAACACUCAUUGAUAAAGAGGAUCUUGUCACAGACAAACUCAAAGAAAUUUCUAGCGCUGAUAAGGGUGAACUUACAGCUUCAACGGCCCCUCAACCUUCAUGUAACAGUGUGAUAACCAAUGGAAAAAACAAAUAUGAAAAAGACAAAAGUGAAAGGGAGGUUGUGGGCAAAGAUGUUGAAGAGCAAGAUAAAUAAAAGAAUGCUGGAGAUUUAACAAAGACAUUUUAAUUAAUGACAAAAUGUUUACAACUUUUGAAAGUGACUGAGACUGAGAUCCCUUCUUUAGUAUGGAUAUCUAUGUCAAACUGACCAUGCUGACUUGAGUCUGAAGGUUGGUGCCUAAGUAGCUCAUGCAGGCAGUAGUGGGACCACUUUGACUGUGUUCAGGAGCAAAGAUGUCUUUUGGCUGUUGGUGGGGAUGGGCAAGUGUUCUGAAAGACACAUUAGUUACUGCUUUAACUUUUAUUGCAGCUAGCUCUGCUAUCCAGUGUCUAGAAUUAUUGUUAUAUCACUGAAUGUUGUAUUACUUUAGCUACUUAUUUUCCAAGCAGAGAAAAACAAUUGUAAUGUUAUUACUUUCAGAAUUCAUAGUUUGGUUAAUUGACUUUUUAUACUUUUUUUUACUCUUCAAAAGCGUUGUUCCUUCAGGGGUAGUCUUUACAACAAGCAGCAUUGCUUUAAGGCUAGUCUUGCUAACUAAUAGCACUUAGAAUACUUGACAAAUCCAAGAGACCACGUCGGAGUUUCUGCAGUAACUAGAAAUGUAGACCUGCAUGAAUGUUUCUCCAUGAUUAUGCAUGCUAGAGUGUAGCUAGAGAGUAGCUCUCUCUCUCUGUCCGUCAUGCUUCAUGAUGCAGAGUAUACUGUCUGGACAUGGCUGAUUUUUAUACAUUACAGAAACACAACCUUAGCCUCCAAACAAAUCCAGCUGAUUAUGUUUGGUUAUCAGUGUCAGAGCAGUAACACAUGGCAUAAAUACUUUGCACAUUCAGUUUUAUUCAGUCAACAAAAUCAAUCACAUAAUUCAUCUCAGCCUGUGGUGUUAUUUAUUUACAAUAUUGCUAACUAUGUGCUAAUUUUAUCAUGAAACUGUGCUAAAAACAGAGUCUUCAACUGAAGGUUUUUUUCUUUCAAAGUUGGAAAUUCAAGAAAAAGCUGAUGUUGUUUGUACACUGUAACCGACCCUGUUAUAAGUUACCUCUCUUUACCACAAAUCUCUGACAGUUUGCUCUAGGAGGAGAUUAUCUGUAAAAUUGUCAAUUUGCAGGAUGGCAGUGUCACUUAACAUGUUUUGACCUCUACUAAAUACAGGUCUCCUCCAUGUGUCUACUUUUUACUCAUUUUGUCUGUUUGUUUUUUUCUUAGCUGUGUUUGAUGAUAAACCUCAAUGUGUAUUCUGUAAUGAUUAUGAAAUGACGGAGUUUAUGGAACAAUUUCUAUUUAUUAUCUGUGAUACAAAACUAAAUAUAUUCUCCAUGUAUGUGGGCAGAUACGGAUAUUGUGUAUUCAGCAGGAGCUGUAAGGUGAAAAAUGUAAAUGUCCAUGAAUACUGUUAUAUGGAUGGUAAUUUUUCUUCAUAAGACAAAGCCAUGUGUUUGAUUACUGGUGAUGUUAUAUGACUAUGCUAGCUAACCUUUACUUCACUUUAUUCAACCUCUAACUGUAUAUUUUGUUUGGAAAUGGGGACUGUAAAAAAGGGGAGAUGCUCUUUUAUGUUUGUGUGUGCUUUGUAAACUGAUUUCUUACAGUUUACCUCUCAAUCUUUAUCAUGAUAAAUAUCUAAGUUGGAUGAAAAAUGGCUGAGAAUAUUCUGAAUGAUUGUCUCAAGGACAUGGCAUCACACAUCUCAUGUGCCCUUGGUUGUUUCCUACUUCUGUUUACAUUUUAUAGUGGCAGUUGUGUUACUUUUGUCAGUUCUUCCCAUAGCUAUGACAUCCACCCUAAACUGUGUCACAACUACAUCUGUUGUUCCAUGCUAUAAAAGUAUAAUUCCAUUCAUGUAAGUAUAUUUUGCAUGUGAUUAAAACAUUUAAUACCUACACUAUACUUUAUGCAUAAUGAAAGAAUGUUUUGAUUACACAGGAUUCCACAUCUCCCAUCAUUCAUAUGCAUAAUGCUUGUAGUGUAUAAAUAAACCGCAUGCAAGACACUGCUAUAACCCAUUUCACUGAAACGCCAAAAGAAUAAAGAUUACAUGUACCUCAA